This is a messenger RNA of Porites evermanni, 11500 nucleotides long. The record is from the annotation of a GenBank genome assembly. Lineage: Eukaryota; Metazoa; Cnidaria; Anthozoa; Scleractinia; Poritidae.
UUAGAGCAUUUUUCAUAGCGCUCAGGCUCAAGCAGAAAAGGCAAGUUCCUCUGGAAAUACUCCUUUGGAAUUUUUUUAGAAGAGACAGGACUGGACGAAGAAAAAAUAGUAAGAAAAGGGUCAGAAAAGCGACGAAUCCGAGGUAAGCUCUUUGAAAGCAACUUUGCAACAAAGCUAUUUAAAAGCUAAAAGUAACAAGUUAAUGACUUUUGGAGUUUUCUUUCAAAUUUUUGGUUGAUUAUGGAAAAAAGAAAGAAAAGUAUUUUAAGAACACUGGGCCAGUUUAGCCAGGUUUAAUGAAUAACAAAACCUCGUUCUGGGCCAUUUUCAGUUUACCGAACGCUUAAUUUAAGUAGCAUUUAUCGUGAACAAUUUCAUGAACGCAUAUGGCUUAGACUAGAAAAUCAUUUGUCUCCUUAAAACAACCCUCUAAGGACUGAGAGAUCUGGAGGUCCAAAGAUUUCCUAAACCGCGGUCUAAGUUAGACUUCGUUUCAUCAGCAACAGUUUCUGGUUUUAUAAAACAAGCUUAACUUUAUGAAGUCGUAGAGUGAGUUAAAGAUUUGAUUUGCGCUCUUUGACCAGUGCUAGUGUUUGCGAUUUUUUUUUUCUUCGCUUUGCACAUUUUAGUAUUCAUGUUUAUCGAAAAGAUGCUUUAGAAAAGAUUUACUGAAAGAACAACUUGAUUUGUUUUUUAAGCUGCCUUUGUCAGCGGCGACGACAGUUUUUUUUUCUUUUUCAUUUAAAGCUUAGAAGCUUUUGUUUUGUCAUAAUUUUCAUAGCUUACUUGAAGGAGACGAGAUGGCAACUGCCCAGGCGAUAAGAGAGCAAGAAAAGACAGUUAGUGUAAGCCUUUUAAGAGAAACUAUUUUUACAUUUCGUGAAAAAUUCUCCACAGAAAUACUUUGUUACUGUGACCGGGAGGGACUGAAAUCUACUUCUUAUUCAAAAUGGUGGUUAACUUGCAAUCAAACGCAAGAAACUCAAGUCGUUGUUGUUUAUUUUUCUUUAUUCAUGAUUAAAAAAUAUUUUCCUAUUUUAUUUCUAGUGGUCAAGUAUUUUUCCUUCUCAACAAGUGACAGAGCAACAAUCAGCUUUGUUUGUGAAGAAGCUUCUUGCAGUUGCUGUAAGUACAUAUACAGAGGAACAGAUCACCAAAUGUUUUUAAUUUAAUUUCUUAAAUUUUUUGAGUUAUAUUCUGAUUUCUGAACCACGAAAUAUUUAAAUUUGUUUUCAGGUUUCAAGUAUAACUUAUCUCAGGUAAGAAUUACUUGUUGUUUUUAUUGUCUAUUAUUUUAUUAAAAUUGGUUAGGUUAAGUUUUACUGAAAAUAGUAGAUUUGGUAAUUUCUUAAGGCUGGUGUGUCUGAGUUUUUUCUUUUUUCGGUAGAACCAUAUUUCCAGAACAUGCGUUUGGAGACAGAUGCUUAGAAGGUACCAGUCAUCACUCAGCUUAGUGAAAUACAUAUAGUCAGUGAACGUGGAACCACUUUUUAACCUGAACUUAUUAGUAUUGAAUAGAUACUGACAUCCAGCGUUAAAAAUACUCAGUGAUAGGGUUAUAUCAGUUGGCUAAGACAUUUUUUUUGUGCUUUUGAUGCAGAUCUGAAUUUGAAAAUCCUUAAAGAUGACAGCGCUUGCCCAGGUGCAUGCCAAGUGAUACAGUGGUGAGGAUAAAUACAUAUUUUUUCCGACACACACAAUGCAGCUGUGUAAUAUGCAAACUUGUCCAGCUUAUAAUAUAAUUUCAGUAGGCCAGACAAAGACUCUGGUAGUAUUUUUUAGCAUCAGUUGAUAAAGACUGGUAGCAUAUAAAUCCAUCACCCUGGUAAAAUUUCUUACAACUACGUACUGAAGAGUUUUGCUGGACAUGUAUAUUGAGUGUGUGGUUGUUAAUAGAUCUGAAUUAUAUGAUCAUAAACCCAUGACCACAUCAUAAGGAUCCAACACACCUAGGUCUUUUACCUUGCCUAGUAAGCCUACCUUUUUUCAACUGGAUUGACAUAUACCUCUGCAGUUACUAUAGCUGCCCUGAAUGUCAGCCUCAAAUACCUUCAACAUCAUUAUUUAUGUAUUGUCUUCAGUUUAUGGCAACUUUGCUGUGAAUUUUGUGUACAUUAAGUUCCAUGUGGCUCUCUCAAUAAAGUAAUGACUUUUAUAGAUCUGGCCAGGUUAAUGUUUAAAUGUUGCAAUGUGGAUAGCACUAUUCACUGGAUAAGUCAUUAUACACCUGAUGAGUUUAAGGAAAACUGAUUGCAUUGCUCAUUGGAAUCAUACUAGUGAUUUCAAAUUGAACUUGCACUGCGUGCUCAUCCAAUUCUAGAAUCACUUGUAUGAUUUCAGACCAAAUAGCACUCCACUCAGUUCAAUUACCAUUAUAAAUAGAGAAUUAACGAGUGGCUAUCAUAAUCCACCUUUUUAACAACUCACCACUUUUGUACAGAGUUUUACACUUGCAGCUGAUUCAGUGAAGUCACACUUAUGCAUUCUAUAUUUUUUGAUAAAUAAAUACAUAUUAUCAGUGGUAAUGUUGUUGUAUGUUUUUAUAUAUUCUGUUAAACAGGAUAAAAGGUUGCUUUGAUGCUCUUGAUAAGAAAUAUGUAAGUUUUUACUGAUGUUUCAGUUAAUAAUUCAAGGAGCUCAUAACCUGAUACUUAGUCCAUGCAACAGCAUUUUCACAGAUCAGGGCCGGGUUCAGUGUUCAAAGCAGGGUUAAGAUAAUCCAAGGUUAGUGCGAAAUUUGAAUUUAGAGAUGAAAGCUUAAAAAGCAAAUUCAGUUUUAUCCUUUUUACCUACAAUCUAAUGAUUGGAUGCUCUAAAAAGAAUGGAGAAAAUUAUGCGGGAAAAUGCUUUUGAACAACAAAAAAAGAAACCCAGGUUAAAAUUUAACCCUGAGUUAGUGCUAAUCGGCCUUCGAACAACUGGGCCCAGUUCAUUUUUCACAUAAUUUUUUAGUCCCUUUUUUUGUGGAAGUAAAAGCACCAUGCAGUACAAUUCAUGGUAUGAUGAACAAAAAGAAAAAGUAGAUGCAUCAGAAAUACUAUUUUCUAGCCUUCAGUUGCAUGGGCACAACAGAUCAGGGCUGCUUGCUCUGGAUUAUGGGCUCCUGACAAUGCCUUGUAACAGUUUGCAAAAUUAUGUACUUAUGCAAAGUCUUAUUUUAUUCUUUUCUCUUGCCCUUGCAGCUCCGGAUGAUAGUAAUUGGGGUAAGUAUUAAUUUGCAUAAGGUCAACUCUGCCCUGAUCUGUCUAAUUUGAAGUUUGUAGAAUUAAGUGAAAUUUGAGUGCUUAUUUUGUUUGAAACAGAUUUAUGGUGAUGCAGAGGACCCUGAUGUGAGUAAUACCUUUCUAUUGUACUUGAUGAUAAUAACAAAGAAUAAUGACAGAUUUCACAGAAAAUAUAUCAAUAGCAGAGAUACGAUUGUCUUUCUUUUCGAGGAAACAUAACAGUAUACAAGGCUUUCAAGUUCUGACAGGUGUGGCUUUAAGUUAUCUUAUUUUGAUGAAUUUAUAAUGUUUUUUUUUUCUUUUAACAUGUAGACUGUUAUAGAGUCCUACACAUUCAAGGUAAGAUCUGUUUUAGCCUAUACAGCGUAACCUCUCCUUACGGACAUCUCUAUAAUACAGACACCUCUCUAUUAUGGACAGUUCGUUUGGUCCCAGAAAUGCCAAAAAUCAUACAUUCCCUACCUCUAUAAUAUGGACACCUCUGUAAACCGGACACUCGGUUCUGUCCCUUUGAUGCCCGUAUUGGCCAUUUGCACUAAAAGGUCAUGUGACAUUAUUUUUAUGAAAAUGAAAGUUAUAUGAUUUUGCCUUCAAAAAGCCAUUAGUGGGUCAUAUCUUAAACAAAAUAAUAGUUUUUUAGUUUUUCAAACCCACACCAUUUUCUUGAAAUGAGUCCAUAGCUGGUCAUAUGACCAAAAUGUGAUUUUUAAAACUAUGAAUUACUUCUUUCUGAACAGAAAUUUUGCACUCAAACUUCAAGGAAAUUGUUGAAAAGAUGAUGUUGUAACGUUUUCAGCACAUCUGAGAGUAACUAUCAAACGUUACUUUUGGCCGCCAUGUUGGAGGGCAAGAGUAUGCCCUCUAACAUGGCGGCCAAUACAAAUCGUACUACUUUGAAAUCGUACUACUUCAUACUACUCUACUUUAAAUCAUACUACUACUACUUUCAUACUACAACUUGUCUCUUUCGCUCAGAAACAUAGCGGUAUUCAAUGAAAUGCUGACGCACACCGUCUAAUUGUUUGAAAAUAUGCAUUUCUAUUGCACGUACUCAAUCAAACCGAAAAUACUGUCAAUGGUUACUGGUUACUGGUUACUUUCUGAAAAUCGCAAAAGUUAAUUCCCAGCAAGAAAAACCAAUCUGUCCUGAUCGCAAAAAUUAGUUCCCGCAAAACAACAGCAAAAAAUACCAAUCCGAAAAAAAUAAACUCUCGCAAAAAUUUCGUGCCACACGGUACAAACACUUUGCAAUUCUUAACAACACUAGAGAAGUGGUUGAGGCACUUGCUUCUCUAGCAAUUUUCUUGUGUUCUUGAAUUUCCCGCGCGUAUAUAUAACCAGAAGCAUAUCAUGAACCCUGUUCAGGUUUUAUGCUGUCGGUGAAGAAUUAAACUCAAUUAUUAUUUUCUUCCAUAGUUUUCUUACAUGGACAAGGAAGUCAGUAUCUUCAGGUAUUUUAAAUAAUAUUGCUUUUAAAAAAACUUUUGUUUUUCAAAAUAAAAAGUGCGUCAAGGCUUUAACUGCUUUUGUUCUUUCUUGUGCUUAGGAAUGGAAAUAAAAUCGCAAGUGCCCACACAGAAAGAGAUACUAAAAAGGCAACGAUACGCUUGCUAAGGUAUGUCUUUUACCUUAUAUAGCCCGUUUUAGUGGAUUCGUGGCCAGGAAAAAUUUGUUUAAAGAGCUCCUGAGUAAACUAUAAAAGCAACGGAGUCGACACUCUUUACAAUGUCAAUGACUGAAACAGUAAAUGGCCAUGGUUAGUACAGCCAAAAGAAUUGGAGAGUAAUUAAAGGAAUAAUUGCAUUUUCCUUACAGAACGAUCAUUCUCCUCAGUCAAACUCUGUCCUCACUGCCAGGUAAGUCCUAAUGCUUUUUUCAACGAAACAAAAGCGCAUGCCAUAGACCAACUCUUUUGCUCAAAGUAGUAAGAAACUAAAAGAGAAGUUUCCAUAAUUUUUUUGUUCUGAUUAGACCUAACAACAUAGCCAGUGACCUAAAACAAUAGAAAGCAAUACAGUAACUAAAUAAAAAUGUCCCUUACAUGCCAAUGGUACGCUGAUUUUGUGUUUUCAGUGUGACUGUUAUAGUUUUCACAGAUUUUAAGAACCUCAUGCUUUUUUUAGAUGACGUAAUGAUGACAAUGAAAUUGCUGUACUAUGACGAGGGUGAGUAAAACUGUCUGGCGCUGGCUUUCCUUGUGGGUUGUAUGUUACGUUUGCAGGUUUUUGAGUAGCACUUUUUCCUUAUGGAUAUAUCGUUAUUACUGUGAAGGCCCUUCGCAUCGACCACACCGUUAUCACGACCUCCACUUGGAUUAGCCUCGUUCAUCAAACGAUAAAUCAAAUGGUCAUCAUGCUUGGUGUCUGAAUGAAAAGUAAUGAUUAACCCAACGUAUCGCCUUUUAUCUUAAUUUAUUAAAGUUCCCAAUUUUGCAUUAAACUAACGCUGAUAUACGUGAUAUCAUGCAGAUAGUAAAAAUAAAAUCAGACUUGUCACUCGGUCAUAAGAGCCAUAAGUGUCUUAAUAUGACGCAAACCCGUUGAUAUGACCAAAUUUUCAUGGUCCCUCGCUGGUUAAGUGUUUUGCCGGGUAUACUACAGGAGCUAUGGGCUAUUAUCUUUCCUGUUUUUACUGAUAACAUUCACUGUGACGUAUAUUCACCAUUGUAUUAUUUAGUUAUCAACAACAACAAUUCUAACGUCAGUGUGUUGUUUACUAGUUACACCCCCUGAUUAUGAACCACCAGGCUUCAAGGUAUUUAUGCAUUUGACAUGUAUUUCACUUAUAUUCAUAAGUAAAUUGUUCGUAAUAAAUACUAUUUCUAUUAAAUUUCAUUUAGCACACGUCGAACGAUGAGUUCAAUUUCGUAGACGAGCCUUUGAAUAUUAAAGUUGGAGAUGUAUCAACGGUAUGUUGUUUUCAUUUAUUACGAAUUCAGAAUAUCAACAAACGUUCUCGAAACUGGGGGCAGAUAACAUCGCCUUCAGAUUCAGGAUUUAUUUUCUAGUUAAAACUUCCUACAAUCAAACCACUCCGCGACGGCCACCUUGGGAACAGAACAAUGACCGUGGCUGUUGUGGAGAGGUGGCCGUUAUGGGGAGGUAGCCGUCAAUGUGACGAAUUUAGUUAGGGAAGUACAACAUGUUAACCCUUUAAGCGCGAAGAGUGAUCAGCAUCAAAUUUCUCCUUGUAAUAUCAAUGCUUUGUGAAACAGAGUGGUCAUGAGAAUUAUGGACAUGAUCACACAAGAUGAAUUUGCUUGAUAUUUUAUCAACUUCUCCUCACUACUUCUGUAGGAAAUGAAUAGGGUCAACAAUUCUUGGGUUGCACGUGACGUCACCAAAAAUCAAACUUAGAAACUAUCGAUUCUUCUGAGUUUCUACUUUCACGAGGUAUUACAGUACCUAAACACCUUUACAUAAAAAAGUUUUUGGUUCGAAAGGGUUCUUCGUUUUGCGAGAGAGGACUCUUGAAUUCCAAGGCUUUUGCGUGACGCGGCAUUUAGAUGGCGGCUGGGAAAGCUCUUACGUGGGUUAAAACAUAACCGAUUUUGGGAGAUUUUGCAAUGUAAACAUUCCUUGUCUCAGAAUAAAUAUUACUGUAAUCUGUAUGAGUUCCUCAAGCGAAGAAUUCACGCAUUAGUAGGAAAACUAGAAAACAGUUGGUAUCCGGCGGCCAUAUUGGUGUUCCUGAAAGGGACACCAACAUGGUGUUUCCAUACAAAGCUUUAUAAAUUUAAGUAAACCGUUUUUCCCAAUAUCUCGCAUUUGAAAUAUUUCACAGACCUGAUUCUUGGCAAGGGUUUUUGUAUAUUUAUCUUUUUUUAUUUCCCAGAUUCUAGUCCUUCUAUAUUGAAUGGUUUGCAUUUUUAUUUUUCAUUGCGUGACAGUGCAAGCCAAGAAUAGAGAAUUCAAAUUUUGAUCUUAGGGUUUAAAGGGUUAAUUGUGCCAAGUUCAUACCUACUGUAUCCCAUAAUGGUAAUCCACUCACAAUAAGGAUGUAUAGAGCUAAAAUACAUACAAAACUUAAAUAAUUUUUUUUAAUCAAAACGUUAACAUUACCAAAAGAGUAAGGCUCGCAACAUUCGCUAUAAUUAUCGUAGACAAUUUAUGCUUACUGCAACAGUAUUAAAUGAGACACAAUCAAAACGAUAGCCACGAUCAUCAACGCGCCAUGGAUCAAAUUUAAUGGCCAUUCCUGACUUCAUUCGUCACUCGCUGAAAAAACUGGCCGUUGUCGAGAGUUUAUUUUGACAGUUUGGGACGCGCUAUGGUGGCCGUUGUCACGUUGUAGAGAGGUAAACAAGAGUCCAUGUAUGGACUGUCCGCUCGGACGAAAAAAAGUGGCCGUUGAGGAGAGGUGGCUGUUAGUUAAAAUGGAUAUGCCACGAAGAUAACCGGUUGUUAAAACAGAUUUUUUUCCCUUAUACUUACAGUUAUGCUAGUGUGACUAAUUCAAAGCAAUACUAUCUGGGUAUCUUUGUACUGUUUCAGUCCUGACACUAUUUUCUCUUCCUUUCUUUCAUGUAUUUUUCUGGUUUUGAAACAUCUGCAGCCAUUUCAUACGUAAGUAUUUAAGUUAAAACGAAGUGAGUUGUGUCAGUAUCAUGAGAUCUACUACACUACUUCAGCAAGUGUUAGGUUAUACCCUUUCUACCUUCACAGAGUAAAGCUGCGUAUUAAAACGGACUGCCAGCAGUUUGACAUGAAAGAGGACGUCAUUGAGGAAAAUCACAAACAAGCCGAUAACAUUGAUCUGGAACCUGUAAGCAGUCCUUCAAAUGAAACUAAUUCACCAGAUCUCGCUCCCGAGCAAGCGAAUCAAACUAAGGUAUUGCUGAUUACUUUAUGUCGAUCAGAAGUGUUUUGCCCAGGCUUACUCCAGUUAUUAUGAAACGUCGUGUUUAUUCAUCUAUGUCCAGGUCAACUAGGAUGAGAGACUGCUGAGACUGAUAGUAACAAAUGACGUAGGCAUACGCGUGUGUGCGAGUUUCCCUGGUAUAUGACUUACUGUAAAAUUAACAUGUUUUGAUUUGCAGAACAUUGAUUGCUAUAACCAACUCUUGUUUUAUGUUUGUCGGCAAAGCCAGUCGACAGCCUUGAUAUCUGGCAUGAUCAUGAUGAUAGUCGCAUCAUAUCUCACUAAUGAGCUCUAAACAUAGGUAAUACCAGUGGCUUCAUGUUCGUUUAGCUUUAUACGAGAAUGAUCCUUUUAUUUUCCUUUUUAGUCACCAGUUGAGAAUGACCAGGAAAAAGGAGGUAUUACAGAGAAGAAGGGAGGUAAUAACACUACUUAUUGUACUUUGAUUUCGUUCACUCUCGUGGUGGUUAGAUUUUUUUUAUUUUGUGCGAUAAAGCUCUAAGAGAGAGGUAUAGGAGGGGGAAGCCUUCCUCCCCUCCUCCCCAUGAAUCGAGACUUUCUAAAAAAUAAGGGGCGAUUUUUUAUCCUUGUUUUAGAAAUGGAAGAUAUGGAUUGCGACAAAGUGCAUGCAGGUACAGCAUGUUGCAUGCUUUUUCUUAUUCGCUUUUGCUUAGUUGUUUAUUAUUUUUUUCAUGACGUUUAUAAUCGACAAUUAAAAUUCGUACCGUCGAUCAUUGUUUGAACAGUUUAAAAUAUUCUUUUCAUCAAAUAAACCCAACAGAUCAGCCAGCAGAGGAUAUCGAGCAGGAAAACCGAGUCAAGUGCCCCUGCGGAGAUGAUGAGGUAUGACAGACGUUUAAAGACUACUUCUUUCUUAGCUUUGCACAAUAUAUUUUUUCAAUUGACAAGUCGCUGUGACCGCGCAUAUCAGAGGGAGAACAAAUGUUUUUCUUUUAUGACUGUGUAAUGCUGCGGCAAAGUCCUCCAACGAUAAUUCAUUUCAGAGAGCCUUAGGACAGGCUCAUUUUCAUGGUUGGCAAUCAAUAAUAUCCUUCCCCUGCCUCCUCACUCGAUCGACUGCUUAAAACCUUGCACUGGUAAGGUUUUGGGUUAAUAUGGUACGGUUUUAUGCCUCGGCUCCAACUCUGAGAACUUGAUUAAGGUAGAACUUUUCCAACUUAGGAUGAAGGCUUGAUGAUACUCUGUGGAGUUUGUGAUACCUGGCAGCACGCUGUGUGUUUCGAUGUCUUAAAGCAGGAAGAGGCGCCACAAUUUCAUGUUUGUGUUGAUUGUGCCAAGGUAAGACUCUCAGCGAAGGUUGAACGUUGUUGCCUUUUGUUUAGCAAGUAUCUUCAACGUUUAACAUAGACUAUCUUUUUACCUUUGUUUAGGGUGAAUACAGUGGUAAAUGUACGGAUCUUUCUUUGGCCAACCUUAACAAUAUUGCCCUACAGGUGAAAAAAAAAUAUAUAUAUAUAUAUUAAACUUAUCAUUAGUUCUUUUUUUGUCCCUUUAACCACUGUAAAGUACCAUUAUUCUACUGUCGGCCAUAAGGGUAGUGCAGGUGUUCAAUAAUCAUUCAGUGCCGGACUGUUCUUUCACUUUUAAAUUAAAAUGUGCUGUAGUAACUAUGACUAAAUGCGCUUUGCAAACGGCUACAGGGGUCUGCCAGCGGCUUGUACUGACAACUCUUAGCAAUUUCUCUAGCACGAGUAGGUGGUUGAGUGUGCUACCAAAUGGAGUAUAAGCGGCAUACGAGUAAAAAAGACUAGCAGUGCAUCUUUAUUUUAUAUUUCUGGUCCAACAUUUAGUUUGAACCGUUGUAUUUAUGUUUAUUUUUUUAAAUGAACCGGUUGUAUCAAAUGUUAGGCUACUUGUCUGUGGAGAAGAACCUUACUUGCCUGUAGAGAGUUGAACAGGAUACUGCCCACUACUUUGGCACGCUCUCUCAGUGAGUAAAUACUCAGUUAUUACAACUAUUCCAGUUUGAUUGGAUUAAACAAACAUUUUAAUCACUGUAAAAAUUGAUACUCAUUCACGGAUGACGCUUUUAGAUAUAGAAAUGAGCACCGCACAAGGUCUGGUUAAACGCUUGGAGAAAGAAGGAUAUAUAAGAAGCACUCUGAAAGGAAAGAGGUAACUAUUAUUAAUUCAGAGUGUGUCAUUCAUUUUCUGGCCUGUUACAGGGAGGUAAUCCCUUGACAUCCCUGCGGGCCUGUAAAGUAUACGUAGGACCCCGCGUCUUCAGUGCUGUGAAAGCCCCGAUGAAACGCGCCCUAACAAAAGCACGAGAGCAUAUAAGCUGCGUCUUUUAACGGUAUAAUAUUUUCAAUUGAUUAGCCGAAGUUUGUUCACUUUUCAGGCUUGGAAAAGUUGUCAACAAAAAGAAACUGCAGUCAGAGGGCUUCCAGAAGUAUUUCAGAAAAAGAAUUGCAGAACUAGAAUCUGCUGAGCCUUCACAGGCGGCUGUCCAACAAGAAAAAAAGGCAGUGGAUGGAGUAUGUACAACUAACUAGAGUAGUCUCAUUAAACAUGUCAUGAUCUUUCUCCAUUGUUCAUAUGAUUUUAAACGGUCUGAUUACAACAACGUCGUUUCUGUUUAAUGACAGCUAGAGAACAUAACUCAGCAGUGUUCCAAGAUGGAUGUAUCCGGAAAAAAGCAGUUGUCCAAGAAGGUGAUUCGUCUAUAAGCUUCUCCUCUGUCUUUUUCUCUCUUUUUCCGAGUGUAAAUAGACUGCGCGGCAGGCGUCGAAAGAGGUAGGGGAGCAGGAGAAUGCGGAGGGGAUUUUAACUCUUUCCCCUUACCUACCCCUCCCCUUUUUACGCCUGCCACGCAGGUUAGGAGAGUGACUAGCAACGGACUUGCCAUGCCAUUGGUUCGUGAUGGUAGGCUUCUUAAGAGUCGUAUCCAAAGAUGUGUCUUUAUUUGUUUUUAGCAAUGUAAGCGCUGAUUCUAAGACCGAAAGGAACGAAACAUUUCGAACAAUUUGAGACUUGUAUAUGGAACAUUAUAGGUAAAAUCCAGACUUGCAUGUAAAGGCAAACAACGUGAUGUAACUGGAAAACAAGAAACUAUAUAUUUAAAAAAAUCAGCCUGACUGAUUUUCAUUUUUUAAUUUAUUUAUGUUUUAAUAUAGUUGGCGAAAAAGCAAGGAGAGCCAAGAAGUGUCAAGAGAGCUAUAUCAAUGAAAGAUGAGGUCAGUAUGAUUUUCUAACAAACAAGAAAAGAAACUCGAUUCAAAUAGAAGCAUAUUUACGAGCAACAAAUGUUUUUUCUUUCCACGUCUUUCAGGCAACAGAGUUUGAAAUUUCUGACAGUCAGGAACAGGGUUUUGACGACCUUCCGUUAUCCAAAAGAAGAAAAGCAAGCAUUGCAAGGAGUCCAAUUCUAGUUUGACACAAUCAUUACCAGUAUU